AUGAAAGUGAAAAACAAAGAAGGCGAAGAAAAAGAUGUAGGGUUUUACCGGCCACUGCAUAGAGCUACACUGAAAGGUGAGUGGGAGAAAGCCAAAGAAUUCUUGGAAAAACACCAAGAUGCAGUGAGUGCGGACAUCACCGGAGAGGGGGAUACAGUACUGAUGGUAGCAGUUAGGUCUGAGAAGAGAUAUCAUUUUGUUAAGUAUCUGUUGGAGUUUAUGACAUCAGCUAACAACCUUGAGGUAGCCAAGUUGUUAGUGGCCAAGGACCAACAUCUGCCCAAUAUUUAUUAUGAGGAUGAUUUUCUACCUCUCCACGUAGCUGCUUUACUUGGCUACAAGAAUAUGGUUCUUUACUUAAUGGACGUCACCGGAAAAGACGGCGACGUUGGAGGCUAUGGGCCUAUUUUUGUUGGUGCUUUGUCAAUUCGUGGUCUAUACGAUUUUUCAGAAGCCAGAUAUAUGGUUGGAAGAUCAGUAAUUGCCGCAACAACUUUUGGGAUUCCUGAAGUUGUUGAAGAGAUCGUUUCAAUAUUCCCUGAAGCAAUAUAUAGCAAAAACGAAGAGGGACAAAAUUUAUUUCAAAUUGCAAUUUUGAAGCGUCAAAGAGACGAAGUAGAAAAUAUUUCAUUUAUGUGUGAGAGCAAGUUUGAAAUUGGAAGAAAAACACUUGCAAUGAUCUUUUCUGAGACACAUGAGGACUUAUUGAAAGAAGGAGAAAAAUGGUUAAAAGACACUGCUAAUUCGUGCACAAUUGUAACAGUUCUUGUUGUCACCAUAGUAUUUUCCGCUGUUAUUACAGUACCAGGUGGAAGUGAUGACAAGAGUGGCCUCCCAAUUCUUUCGAGAGAUAAAGCCUUUGUAUUGGAAUCGGAGAAAAGUAAAAAAGAUGACAAAACUCUUUCAGUUUCUGAGAAAGAACAUACGGAUAUGGAUGUAGGAACGGUAGAUUCAUGA
This is a messenger RNA of Cornus florida, 957 nucleotides long. RefSeq lists its product as uncharacterized. NCBI's taxonomy places the organism in Eukaryota, Viridiplantae, Streptophyta, Magnoliopsida, Cornales, Cornaceae. Gene Ontology annotation, molecular function: protein binding. The record is from RefSeq and is a predicted model, not a curated record. The coding region runs from base 1 to 957 and encodes 318 amino acids. The transcript is spliced from 5 exons.